Messenger RNA from Strongylocentrotus purpuratus (purple sea urchin), 6095 nucleotides. RefSeq names its product ubiquitin carboxyl-terminal hydrolase 12. Gene Ontology annotation, molecular function: cysteine-type endopeptidase activity; cysteine-type deubiquitinase activity. Gene Ontology annotation, cellular component: cytosol; nucleus. The coding region runs from base 179 to 1291 and encodes 370 amino acids. The record is from RefSeq and is a predicted model, not a curated record. Gene Ontology annotation, biological process: protein deubiquitination. The transcript has 11 exons. Lineage: Eukaryota; Metazoa; Echinodermata; Echinoidea; Camarodonta; Strongylocentrotidae.
CGAUAUUUCUACACGCUAACGUUUCUCUUCCAGAGUUUGUCAACAUUAUUUGCAAGGCAAGAAUCGACUGGAACGAUCCGAGAUAACUUGUUACUGAGACAUCGAAUAAUGCUUAGGAAAGAAUUAAGACCUCCGUAAAUCUGCAUGCUCCAAAGAGAGACAAAUUUGCAACACGUACAUGUAUUCGUGUUUCUCUCUAGUUUCAAGAAUGGGAGCUAAUGCAUCCGCAUUGGAGAAGGAGAUCGGGUCAGACCAGUUUCCACCCAGUGAGCACUACUUUGGACUUGUCAACUUUGGAAACACCUGUUACUGCAACUCGGUCCUCCAGGCACUGUACUUCUGCAAGCCCUUCAGGGAUCGGGUCCUGGCCUACAAGACCGCGCCCAAGAAGAAGGAGACCCUCUUGACCUGUCUCUCUGACCUCUUCAACAGCAUCAACACACAGAAGAAGAAAGUGGGCGUGGUGGCGCCCAAGAAAUUUGUGGCCAGGUUAAAGAAAGAAAAUGAGGUAUUUGACAACUACAUGCAACAGGAUGCACAUGAAUUCCUCAUUUAUCUACUCAACACGAUAGCAGACCUCUUACAAGCUGAGAGGAAAGCGGACAAGAUAGCUGGUAAAGGCAAGCCAGGCACCCCUAACGGGAUCAUCAAUGGAAACAACAAUGACAUGAAGACAGAACCAACGUGGAUACAUGAAAUAUUCCAAGGAACGUUAACAAACGAGACAAGAUGUCUCUGCUGCGAAGGGGUGAGCAGCAAAGAUGAGGACUUCCUAGAUCUGUCUGUAGAUGUGGAACAGAACACGUCAAUAACACAUUGUUUAAGGGGUUUCAGCAAUACAGAAACAUUGUGCCAUGAAUACAAAUACUACUGUGAGACGUGCUGUAGCAAACAAGAAGCACAGAAGAGAAUGCAAGUGAAGAAACUUCCUCAACUGUUGGCGCUACACUUAAAACGGUUCAAGUACAUGGAACAAUCACAUAGAUAUACCAAGCUUUCCUACCGAGUCGUGUUUCCAUUAGAACUAAGAUUAAUGAACACGAGUGACGAUGCUGAGGCACCAGAUAAGCUGUAUGAUCUAGUUUCUGUUGUUGUGCACUGUGGAAGUGGGCCAAAUAGGGGUCAUUACAUCACCAUUGUGAAGAGCUUUGGUUUUUGGCUUCUCUUCGAUGAUGACAUGGUAGAGAAAAUUGAAAUCUCAAGUAUCGAGGAAUUCUACGGUCUGGCCACCGAGGUGCAAAAGAACUCUGAUUCUGGGUACAUUCUCUUCUACCAGGCAAGAGACUUGUAAAGAAAGAACAGACAGACAAUAAGGACGGUUCAAAGACCAAAGUCUUGAUUAGUUUGUCCGAAGAAAGAUUGCUAAUGGAAAGAACCCUCCCUGGAAGCAUCUUCUUACAGAUGUCACACCUGUGCGGCGAGAUGUGAAGCAUGUUCGACUGAACUACAGAUGUCUCAAAGCCAUCAGACAUAGCCCUGAUGUAUGUACCCUUGGAUAUUCUAUUGAUGAUGAGCAAAGGAGUGUGUUUAACGCAUCACUAUCAGCAUUAUAGACGAGGGGGGAAAUAUCUUCAGCAUGUGGUUGCUGCCCUCAACAGUCUACCUGAUGGAUUAUUCAAGCGAUCAGAUAAAUUCGGAAAGAGCAUCAUCACAUGAAAAAGAUAAAAGUGGAAGUCUACAAUUUUUUUAAUAAUUUCAACCUGUUGAUUUGUCCCUUUCUUCAAUCUACUGGUCUAUUUAAUCCCUAAACAACCUUGUGGUGAAUAGUAAAGUGUACGGUUGAUUGACACGAUUGAUAUAAACCCAAGGAUAUGAUAGAGCUUUGUCUGAGAUAUUCUUUAGAUGUUUUGUUUAACAUGUUACAAAUGAUAAUAAACUAGUCUCAGGAGCAGUGUUGUGCACAUUCACCAUUAAGUAGUUAAUUCCAAGAUUCACUGUCAGACAUUUAUUUAUCGUACAAGCUGUUUUAUUAUAAUCCUUUUUUCCAUACAUUUUUUGUAGUUAAGCGGGAAGACACAAUCAGAAUGAAAUAAACCAAAUAUAAUUAUCAAAACUUUGAGAAUGAAUUGACACAUAUAACUGCACUGUUUAAUAAAUACAUGCAAUUGUGUACUUUUAAUAUAUAUAUAUGUACAUGUGGAGCGAAUGAACUAUUUCUCAUUCAACGAGUAUGUACAUAUUUAUGGAAUUUUUCAGCCAUUUUAGAAUGCAGACUUAUUGUACGUAAUUAACUAUAUAUAAUGUACAUAAUGUGUAUAUCACAGAACUAUUUUGUGGUAGAAAGUAAGAGAUGCUAUAAAAAAAAAAGAAGAUGAAAAAUAGAAAAAAAUAUUCAGAUAUGCUAUUAUAUUCCAUAAAUUCCAUUUGCUGAUACUAAAGUUGAUACAUUGGAAUUUAGAUUUAGUGCCAUCUUUUUUUAAAUCUCAUAGAGAUUUUCUUUCUUAUUAUUUUGUUAAGGUUAAUAGCAAAGAAAUUUUGAAUAGAAUAUGUAAUUUAUAUGUUACAAUUCUUUAUAUCUUUUUGCAAUAUAUUUGUAUACUGGCCGCCACUUUGGUAGUACUAUUGGAUUUUUUCUUCUUCUUUCAAGUGAAAGAAAUGUACUUUAAUGUGUGACCCAAGCUCUGCUGUAACAUUUGCUACAGUUACUUUGUAGUGCUCUUCAUCUUAUUAUCAUCUGCCACUGCAUUUUAAAAUACACUGAAACCUGUAUAUAAAGACUGCUUAAAGGUCGGGUGAAAUUCCAAAUAUAAGUUGAUUCCUGUUGAUGUGCAGGGCUGCAUACAACUCAUAUUUUGUUAACUAAAAAUCUAGAUAUAUUUCAUAGAUUUUUAAACAUUUUUAAAAAUAAUUUUCAAAACCUGCUAAGCUCCUCCCUAAAAAAAUGCCCCAGACCUCAUUCCCUAAAUGACAUCAUCUGUCAAUCAUUAGUGAGCUAACAAGAGACGGUGUAACUUCCCCCAGCUCAGCACAUGCUCACAAAAGAAUUACAUUCUUUCAUGCAAUACCUCCAAAUUACCCUACUUUUCCUGGUGAUGCUACAGCACGUCUGACAUAGCAACUCCUAUGUUGGUAUUGUAUUGUCUAUUGAUAACGGGUGGUCAGCUCAGUGGAAUAUAUAUGCAGAAAGUGUCUAUAAUAAUAAUAAUAAUACUUUGUUCUUGUAUAGCGCUUUUCAGGACCGAAGGCCUUCUCAAAGCGCUAUGUACAGGUUCCUUUAUUUAUGGUCAGACAGGUUGUCUUUCUAUACAGGUUAAUAGUGCAGGUUUGACUGUUUAAUUUGUAAUGGCUCCUUCACAUAUAGUGCAGUGAAUUGUGGUUUAUCAAAGAAGAUAGAUUUUUUUCUUUAACAUGUAAAUGAUGAGCAGUUGAGGAUGAAAAAUUACCUCUAUGCAACAAAGGUCCUAUGCGUACCGGUACUCACUUAUCUGUAUGUUAUAAUAUACAAAACUGUGAAACACAUUGAGCUUAUUUCUCCCGGGCGAUUUACCAAGGCAUAUGGGAUUGAAGCUGCGAUUGGACAUCCACGUGUAUGUUCAAGAAUAUUUCGUGUAAGAAUUGCGCUAACAAUCAGCUUUAGAACUGUAUCAUUUUUGCCACCAGGUUUAUGAUUUACGAAAUACAUUUGUACAUUCAAGAAUGAUUCAUUUUCAUUGCGAGGAUAUUCGAAAGUUGAAAAUAAGAAUUGUGCUAUCAACUAGCAUUAGAAGUGUUGGGUUUGGCCAUGUAUCAUUUCCGUAUUUCUAUUCCUGCUACCAGAUUUAUGAGCAACCAAUACUUCAAGAGUCAAAUUCUAAGUUUAAUUUUUUGUUUUCUUGUUAGAUUGAGCUUUGAAUAUCUUCCAGGAACAAGUUUUAUACAACGCAUGUAACUUUUAUUUCAGAAUUUGAAAAAAAGUUGCAAACUCAAGGGAAACAUUGACAUUGUUUGAAGGGAUUUGCUACCCAUGGCAUGGAAUGAUUCAUACUCACCUUCAUAAAUCAACUUUUUUUUCUCUCUCUGGCAAUCCAUCUUGAUGUUAUUAAGAAGUACUCUCACUUGCAUUGCCAUCUUAAGAUUUCAAACAAUAUCACCUCAUAAUCUUUCACGCUUCUUCAUCAGGCUUGUGUGAGCUAUAUCAUGACGGUCUACAAGUUGUUUUGAGGUACUAUUUUGUUGAUGAAAAGUUGCGAUUCUUUUAUGACAAGUCAUCAUGAAACCAGUAUUGGCAGACAUGUCAACAAAAGCAUUGAUGUUCUUGUUAAUCGGAGCAUUUAUUGUGCUAAGAUACCCAAUAGUCCAGAGAAAUCUUGUUUUUAUGCAGUGACUCUAGUGUUCAUUUUGUGAUUUGGUAUUGAUCAUGGUGGUCGUACUGAAACUGCAGUUAUGGUACUUAUCAAAUUUCAGAUAGUAAUAUUUGAAAGUAGGUCAUCGACCCUAAUGUAGUUCAUGUACCGGUAGUUCAUAUUUUAGUUGGAUCUAUUAUUGCCAACUUGUCGAUGUCAAACAAAGUAACCUUUGAUUUUUGUAUAAUUUGUUUGUGUCCCAUUUUGAUCAAAGCAUCAACUGACUUGUGUGUUCCUAAGUAAUGUUACAGUCAUUCCUACCUGAAUUUAUGAGCUACUUUGACUUUUAGCUAUGGCGGUUCAUUGAAUUAGCUGACUUUUCACUCAUAGAAACAAGAGCAUUAUAUUCACUGCUUCACUUGAGUAAAAGAAACUCCAAAUUCUUUGUUAAGUAGGUUUCAAUUUUUCGAACAUUUGCUAGAUUACAUGGUUCAGGGACUCUUUAAUUCUUCCUCGCCUACAAAUUUGGGGUGGCAAAAUGAAAUGUAGUAUCUUAAAAAUAUAUUUUCUUUUUCCUCAUGUAUGAUCUAUCGUCCCCCAAUGCACACAAAGCCUAUUGUAGGAUUCCCACAUGUAUAUAUAUAUACAUGUUUGAGUGUCUGGACACUUAUUCUCAACCUCAAUGCUGCCAACAGCUUUAAAUUAAACAGAAUCGUUCAGUAAAAAAAUUAUUACUGGGAGUUUUUCUUUUUAGUAUAUAAUAUACCAAUCAAUCAGAGAAUUACUUCUACUAAACUUGUCUCUGAUAUCAAAAAUAUGUACAGUAUGUUAUGUCCUGCGCACAUUGUUAGUAUAGGAACUGUUUCAUUUGUUGCGUCAAACAAAAAUUUAUAUGACAGAGAGACUUCCUAGUCUAUUUUGCACUUUGAAAGUCCAUCUUUAAUAAUAUUAUAUGACCAAAGUGUAGUAUGGAGUGUCAAUCAGAAUAUAUAAGCUACAAUUUGUAUUAUUUUUUUUUAAUACAGAUUUUAUUGUAUUAUUUUUCUUCAAUUUGGUAUAAAAGCUAAUUUCUACAGGUAGUUUUUGCUGUGUUAUAAAUUUAUCUUUUAUUGCAAGACCAAAGUUUCCACAUGUUGGAUUUGGAGAUCAUAUUCAAGUGCUUAUAAUUCCUCAGUAUUUUUCUCUUCAUUCUUCAUAAUCUAUAACAAUACACAAUAAAACCAUAUUUUCAGGUGAUUUGGACUACCAUACCAUGACAAGCGAUCAUGCAAUCAUAUCCUAUAUGUAACAUUACUGUCUGUUGUAAUGUUAAGAUAUAGAAUCUUGCAAAAUACUUUGACAUAAGAUUAAGUGCAUUAUGAUUAAUGUUAGAUCAACCUUAUGAAGAAAUAUAAAAGAAUAUUAAGUUUAAACAACCAGAUGUUCUUCCAUUCCAAUGAAGCUAGCUUUGGCUGUUUUUAAGGACUCAACAUAUAAGUCUAUUUGAAGGGAAGUAUAUUUUAUACAUCAUUCUCCAGUUCUUGAUAGGGAUACAUGUAUAUCAUAUCAGUAACAUAGUUUGUUGACCUCUAGAUACGUACAUGUUAAAGGUAGAAAGUUCAUUGACCUCUUGAUGCUCCACAGUAGUGCCUCUUGUGCAUUGUAUUCAGUUUCUUCAUGAUUGCUGUAGUUUUUGUCACAGCCAAAACUAGCACGGUAUGCAAGGAGUAUGAAAAAGAAUUGUGAUGUUCUUUCCCUCUUGUGUUGGGAAAUGUUAGUGUUGAUUAUGAAAAUUUAUAUAUUGAAUUAUAAAAGAUUAAAUAAAUAUUUCAGUAUAUGCAAAUUACAAAAAAA